Molecule: messenger RNA, 1242 nt
Organism: Caenorhabditis remanei
Lineage: Eukaryota; Metazoa; Nematoda; Chromadorea; Rhabditida; Rhabditidae
Exons: 10
Coding region: 1-1242 (413 amino acids)
Biological process (GO): protein ubiquitination
Cellular component (GO): membrane; endoplasmic reticulum
Molecular function (GO): ubiquitin protein ligase activity
Source: RefSeq, a predicted model, not a curated record
AUGACCUCUAUAAAAAGAGGAACAUGGUUCUUCAUCUUCGUUCUUGGUGUUUUUUCAGCCAUAACAUGUCAAUUUACAGCUCCUCUGACAUUAAUGCACGUGGCUGGUCACAUCGCAAUUUUAACAGCCGCUCAUUUUGCAUUGGUGUUUCCACCGGAGGAAUUGCUCGACGGGCUUGGCCUCACGCUGUUCGACCUGUUCACAAUCAUUUAUAACUCUCGGCACUACGGUUUUGUUGAGUAUGCCGCUAAACGGGUCGCGUUUUUUCAUGCGUUCGUGGCAGCUUAUCCAUGUGUGAUCUCCUUGUAUUUCGUUCACGGAAAUCUCUUCAUGACCGCAGUCGACACUCGUCGUUUUCCAGAACCGCUCGAUCAUCCGUACAUGUGGUUCACAGCGUUUGUGAUAUCAGUGAUAGGUGCUGCUUUGUAUUGUAAUAGAAUCAAAGACUACAAGCAGUGGCCAGUUUACCGGUACUACAAUGAACACCCAGACGCUCUUGAAGAGGCACAAGAUGUGAUUUCCAAUCCGGACACAUUCAGAGUCAAACUUUCACAACGAACAUUCCUGUUUGUCACGAGAAGUUUCUUUGUCUACUCAUCAAAUUGGAGAUUCGUUGCAGUGAAGAUAGCUGAUUUGAGACUUCAAGUGGAUAACACUCGCAUGCCACUGCUCCCAAAUAAUCAGGAUGAAGAAGAGAGAAUUCGAUACAUUUUUGUGAAAGUGAGAUUCCGUCCCGAGUAUCUUCAGUCAUUCACAAUUACAUUACGCCAAGACUACUAUCGAAUGUUGAACGAAGUUCUUGAAGUGCCGAUUUUUGUGCCGCCUCACAUCAACGUACCAAUGACAAUAAUGGAAGAACUUAAAGAAGACUUUAUUGACAGAAUCGAGACGAACAGUAGGUACCUCCAUCGAGUGAAAAGAAGCGAUCUUGAUCCAUGUUUUGCGUGUGGCACUGAGGAGAACAUUGUGAAGAUCGAAAAAACUUGUACAGGACAAGAGCCAAGAGUGCUGUUCCAUGACACGGGUCUCCGUUUCACGCCUCCAUGUGAAAACUGCACAUGCCGUCCAUUAUGGUGCAGGAACUGUAUCGCUCAAAUCUUCAUCACCAAGCAAAACGUAGACAACAUCUACAGAUACGAGUAUUUCCGAGGAAGCGCUCAGUGUCCUACCUGCAGAAAGAAUUUCUGCAUUCGAGAUGUCCAUUGUGUCGAUUUUGAAUUCAUUGACGAGGAUGCAGAUUGA